Messenger RNA from Exophiala viscosa, 1022 nucleotides. Its product is annotated as putative short chain alcohol dehydrogenase. The record is from RefSeq and is a predicted model, not a curated record. Bases 176 to 1003 code for a protein of 275 amino acids. Gene Ontology annotation, molecular function: oxidoreductase activity, acting on the CH-OH group of donors, NAD or NADP as acceptor. The transcript is spliced from 3 exons. NCBI's taxonomy places the organism in Eukaryota, Fungi, Ascomycota, Eurotiomycetes, Chaetothyriales, Herpotrichiellaceae.
GGGUUGACCAACCCACCGUGGGGCGAGGAGGAUCACGCUCAUCGGUGACUGUACUGCUGCUUGCGUCCGGGAUGUGAACAGAGCCUACAUAUGUACUGGGCCGAUGACAUGGCGAGUUGCUGCUUCAAGCUGUUUCUAGUUGGAAUUUUACGGCGUUAACAAGACUUCCAAGACAAUGGGCAGUGUCACACCUCAACAAACUGGUGGCAUGGGAGAUUCGUUGUCCUUUGCUGAACGCAAUAUUGCCAUCACGGGUGGCGGCUCAGGAAUUGGCCUUGCCAUCGUCAAGACACUUCUCCUCCUAGGAGCCAACGUUUACGUUGUCGAUUUGAUGGAGACCCCACCAAAAGAGAUUGCAGACCAAGAAAGGCUUCAUUUCACAGGAAAAUGCGAUAUCACCAAACGAGAGGCGUGUCGAAAAUUCCUCGACACGAUCCCCGGCCGAUUAGAUGGGCUCGUGAGUUGUGCAGGGGUUUGUCCCUGGGAGGGAAAACUUCCCUCGGACGACCUUUACCGCCUGAACAUGGAGGUAAAUGUCACUGGCGUGUGGAACAUGGGCACGGAAGCGAUCCGCAGGAUGUCUGAGCAACAGGACCUAGAGGCUCCAGGUGCUGUUCCAGGUGCAACCCGGAGUGUUGGCCAAGGGUCCAUCGUCAAUAUUGGAAGCGGAGCGUCGCUUCGAGGUCUUCAAGGUCUGGCAGCGUAUACUGCGAGUAAGCAUGCUGUGUUGGGCUUGACGCGGUCAUGGGCAAAGGAUUUUCCACGACUGCGAGUCAAUGCUGUGGGACCAGGUGUCACGGAUACUCCUUUGGCGAGAGGUGCAAUGGGCGGCACGCCUGAAGAUCGCUCCGCCGUCAAAUUAACACAGGCCCUGAUUGAGUCCAUUCCAAAAGGGAGGAUGGCCUAUCCCUCGGACAUAGCAGACUCGGUGGUUUUUCUGCUUUCAGACUGGUCCAGUUUUAUUACUGGCCAGAUUCUACCCGUCAACGGGGGCAACUUCUGACAAUUUUCCAUCUAGCAAC